AAAGCGCAGCAUCAUGACAUUUAAUAAUAAAACAACUGGAUAGAGAAUUGGUGCAGUUUCAUCUUGAAUCACAUAAUUUUAAUAACCCCUGAUUAGUGCUGCAGGCAGACAGUUGAAUGCAUAGCCGGGUCGUAAAAAAAGACAACAGAAAUGGCAAAAACACAGCUAUAAAUUGCUGUAUUUCCAAGGAAGAUUAGGCUACGUUUGACGAGCUACGUGCCGACGCAGUCACGUGAUAUGCAAUACGGAAGUAGUUCUAGCACAAGUCACUGAACGACGGCCAGUGAAAAAAUCGAUUUAAUGUUCACCUGCUGUAAUUCUCCCUAAAACGCGAUACGUUACAUGGUCAGGAUGACGCAGAAGCAUUACCUGGAGGGCCAGGUGUACUCUGUGCCCCUGAUCCAGCCCGACCUGAGGAGAGAGGAAGCCAUCCAGCAGAUCACAGACGCGCUCAUGUACCUGGAGAAGAUCUCCACAGACAUAUUCAACAGGGUGUCACAGAGCGUUGAGAAGAAUCGUGCCCAACUGCAGACUGUCACAGACCGCAUUACACUGGCUCAGGCACGAGUACAGAAGAUCAAGGGUAGCAAGAAAGCCACCAAGGUGUUCUCCAGUGCUAAGUACCCGGCCCCAGACUGUCUGCGGGACUACACUUCCAUUUUCUCCGGGGCCAUGGACCCCUCCGCACACAGGCGCCAGCGACUACGCAUGACAGGCAAACACCGGCCCUUUGAUGAGAAGGCACUACAGGAGAAGCUGAUGUACUUCCCGGUGUGUGUGAGCACUAAGAAGCGUUCGGAGGACGAGACGGAGGAGGGCCUGGGCAGCCUGCCCCGCAACAUCAGCUCUGUCAGCUCACUGCUGCUCUUCAACACUACAGAGAACCUGUACAAGAAGUAUGUGUUUCUGGAUCCGCUGUCGGGGGCGGUAACUAAGACUCACACCAGCCUGGAGACAGAGAAGGAGGAGAAACCCUUUGAUGCUCCACUCUCCAUCACCAAGAGGGAGCAGUUAGAGAGACAGGCCCCAGAGAAUUACUUCUACGUGCCUGAUCUGGGGCAGGUGCCUGAGAUUGACGUGCCCUCCUACCUGCCUGACCUGCCGGGCAUAGCGGACGACCUGUCCUACAGCGCUGAUCUGGGGCCGGGGUUCGCCCCCUCCGUGCCCUCCUCUGCCAACAUGCCCGAGCUGCCCUCCUUCACAGAGCCCGAGGAAACCAACGGCCCUGCAGGUGGGACGUUUAGGGAGGCAGCCGCACCCCCUCCACCACCUCCCCCACCUCCCCCUCUCCCUCUACACUCCUCCCCUGUGCAGGCCCCGCCUACAGGGGCUCCUCCGGCCCCACCCCCUCCUCCUCCCCCACCGCCACCACCUCCCCCUCCUCCUGCGAUGGACACCAUGGAUAACACGUCCACACAAGCACCCGCGGGCGGGGUGCGGGGGGCCCCUUCGGAGGUGGUGCAGCCGUCAGGCGGGCGUGCCAGCCUGCUGGAGUCCAUCCGCAACGCUGGCGGCAUUGGCAAGGCCAAGCUCCGCAACGUCAAGGACAGGAAACUGGAGAAGAAGAAGCAGAAGGAGCAGGAGCAAGUGGCGGCAGCAGCAGCGGCGGGCGGUGGAGACUUCAUGUCAGACCUGUUCAAUAAGCUGGCCAUGCGCAGGAAAGGUAUCUCAGGUAAAGGCCCUGCAGGCGGAGGCGGAGAUCCGGCUGACUCCACCCCCUCCGGAGCCGGCGGCGCAUUCGCCAGGAUGUCGGACGUGAUCCCGCCCCUUCCCGCUCCACAGCAGGCGGGCGGCGAAGAGGAUGAGGACUGGGAGGCGUAGUUACCAUGGCAACUACAGCACCAAGCUGUCUGAACUGAAGAUAGCGAUGGAGAGGGAGAGAGAGAGUGAUGAAACGCCCCCUAGGGGGACACUAAGGACUGAAGUGUACUGAAGUAUGACUGGAAGACAGGUGUGGGUGUGAGAGAGACGGGGGCGUGCGUGAGCGCGCUGAAGUGUGUGCGUGCUGAAGUAUUUCUGUGAGAUGGGGAGAGAGAGAGAGACUGAGUUUGCUAAGGUGUGUGUUGUGUAUGUGUGUGUGUUGCGUGUGUGUGUUGCUGAAGUACAGUAUGUAUGAGUGAGCUAGUGAGGCUUUUUGUAAUCAUAAUGUGUAUAACAAUACUAAUAAUUUCAUCCGCUGAGCAGUGCCAAGAAUGUCUAAUGAAUAAAUUCCUAGUCAUUUCA
Messenger RNA from Engraulis encrasicolus (European anchovy), 2223 nucleotides. It is a transcript of the gene wash1, whose product is annotated as WAS protein family homolog 1. Gene Ontology annotation, biological process: endocytic recycling; exocytosis; retrograde transport, endosome to Golgi. The record is from RefSeq and is a predicted model, not a curated record. Gene Ontology annotation, cellular component: WASH complex; early endosome; recycling endosome. The transcript has 12 exons. Lineage: Eukaryota; Metazoa; Chordata; Actinopteri; Clupeiformes; Engraulidae. The coding region runs from base 343 to 1821 and encodes 492 amino acids. Gene Ontology annotation, molecular function: gamma-tubulin binding; alpha-tubulin binding.